UAGAUAGCAUUUGAGACAAAUGGUAAAUUUGUGACAACCUACUAGUAGAAUUUAAAGGGGUUUCAGAAGCGUAGGCCCUUUAGCAUUUGUCAGUUUUAUGGCAUCUUCUAUCUGUGCAUUGUUGAACUAAACAAUUGUCACAGCUCUAAUCUUUAUAAUUGUAUAAUCGACGAUGGCAGCUGCUGCUGCUUCAAGCUUGCAGAUUGCAGGAUCAAAACCCUGUAUUUUUUCAGCUAAAAACAUUUUAAAAGGAAAAGUGGCAGAUAUUGGUAUUAAAUCAUUGACAGCAUCGUGGGCCAAACUCUCCAGCGCCUGCCAUGUAUCAUCUGCUCAACAUUUCAACCGUCCCUUAACAUCUUCACCUGCAAGAUUUGACAAAGCAGUGACUAGAGCAAUGUCUGAAACUGGUGAAAGCAAGGCUGCAUCUGGGCUAUCCAUCAAUCUGAAAGGUAAAAGAGCAUUUAUCGCUGGUGUAGCUGAUGAUAAUGGAUAUGGUUGGGCUAUUGCGAAAUCUCUAGCUGCUGCAGGAGCUGAAGUUCUCCUUGGAACAUGGGUACCUGUAUUGAACAUUUUUGAAACUAGUCUACGGCGUGGGAAAUUUGAGGAAUCACGCGUGUUGCCUGAUGGCUCCUUGAUGGAGAUUGCUAAAGUUUAUCCAUUGGAUGCAGUUUAUGACAAUCCAGAAGAUGUUCCCGAAGAUGUAAAAACAAACAAACGUUAUGCUGGAUCCAGUAAUUGGACAGUUAAGGAAGUGGCGGCAUCUGUAGAACAAGAUUUUGGCAGCAUUGACAUCCUCGUGCACUCGCUUGCGAAUGGACCAGAAGUAACCAAACCUCUGUUGGAUACCUCAAGAAAUGGAUAUCUUGCUGCAAUAUCUGCAUCAAGUUAUUCAUACGUGUCAUUGCUUAAGCAUUUCCUUCCAAUUAUAAACCCAGGUGGUUCGUCAAUCUCACUUACAUAUAUUGCUUCUGAGAGGAUCAUCCCUGGUUACGGAGGUGGAAUGAGCUCAGCAAAAGCUGCACUAGAGAGUGAUACUAGGGUGCUUGCAUUUGAAGCAGGAAGGAAACGUAAAGUUAGGGUCAACACUAUAUCCGCAGGUCCAUUAAGAAGCCGUGCUGCAAAAGCUAUUGGAUUUAUCGAUAUGAUGAUCGAUUACUCCCAAGAAAAUGCACCCCUUCAGAAAGAAUUAUCAGCAGAUGAGGUGGGAAACACAGCAGCCUUCCUGGCAUCCCCACUUGCUUCUGCUAUCACUGGUGCUGUCAUCUAUGUCGACAAUGGUUUAAACGCGAUGGGCGUGGGAGUCGACAGUCCCUUAUUCAAGGACCUCAACAUUCCUAAAGCCAACUAACGAAUCGAGAUCUUGACUAGGUUAGCUGAAUGUAGAGGAUUAUUUCGGUCAUAGCCGCGAGCCCCCUUUCCCCCUGGAUUUGAAGUACUUGUUCCUAAUUUAGGUGAUUGAAUCAUUGAAAUGUAUCACAUGAACUAAAUUUUGUGAUGUGAAUUUUACUAGCAA
This is a messenger RNA of Salvia splendens (bonfire salvia), 1513 nucleotides long. Its product is annotated as enoyl-[acyl-carrier-protein] reductase [NADH], chloroplastic-like. The coding region runs from base 173 to 1348 and encodes 391 amino acids. NCBI's taxonomy places the organism in Eukaryota, Viridiplantae, Streptophyta, Magnoliopsida, Lamiales, Lamiaceae. Gene Ontology annotation, biological process: fatty acid biosynthetic process. Gene Ontology annotation, molecular function: enoyl-[acyl-carrier-protein] reductase (NADH) activity. The transcript has 13 exons. The record is from RefSeq and is a predicted model, not a curated record.